AUGGAUUUUGCGUCUUCAUCAUCCAAACUCCCAUUGAUGUUGAAUGUAAUCAUCAACUUUCAUGGAGAAGACGUCCGUAAGAAAUUUGUUUCACAUCUCGAGUCUGAUCUCUCUACAGUUGGAAUCACUACUUACCUUCACCACGAAAAUGAAGCGAACGCAAUGCCCAUCCAACAACCUAUUCUCGAUCUCUGUCGGAUAACAAUUGUUGUUUUCACCAAAAACUAUUCUCAAUCUGCUUGGUGUCUUCAUCAGCUUCAUCAAAUCAUCAAAUGGCACCAAACUUAUUGUCGACAUGUUCUGCCUGUAUAUUACGAGAUUCAGCCAUCUGAUGUGCGUCUUCAGAAGGGUGAUUUUGGAGAAGCAUUCAAAGCAACUGCAAAACAAACAUUUUCAGCUCAACAACUAGAGCAUGGCAUGUCAAGGUGGAGCCACGCGCUCACCAAAGCAGCAAAUUUCUUUGGCUGGGAUGAGAGCAAUUACAGGUAA
Molecule: messenger RNA, 489 nt
Organism: Vigna unguiculata (cowpea)
Lineage: Eukaryota; Viridiplantae; Streptophyta; Magnoliopsida; Fabales; Fabaceae
Source: RefSeq, a predicted model, not a curated record